AUGACGAAGACGAAACGACUUUCUAUAAGAAAGAAGAAGAGAACUUGUGUCAAAUCUCUUCAACAUCAACAACAACAAGAAUCGUUUUCUUCUACAAAUUCAAUUAUAAUUGCAGAACCUGACUUUGAGUUUUACUUACCCGAUGAGUGCUGGGAGCAUGUCUUCACAUUCCUCAUCAACCCGGUCAAGCCGGUCAAGCCGUUGGCUAACAUCAAGCCGGCUAACCCGUUUCAUGUCUUCCCAUUCCCCACUGACCCCGUCUAUGGCACAAUCAAAGACAAAUACAAACGCAAUUUUGAAUCUCUAUCUCUCGUCUCAAAACACUUCCUCGCCCUCACCAACCGUCUCAUAUUUUCUCUCAAAAUAUAUUAUCCACAACUUUUUUAUCUCCCCCGUUUCUUCCAUAGAUUCUCCAACCUUAAUUCCCUUAACCUCUGGUUCGCCUCCCAUUAUCUCGAUGCAGGCCUUGCCUUGGCUCUCCGUGACAGAUCAUCAUUGAGAUCUUUAUCUAUUUCCAUGUUUGAGUUAAAUGAUGCAAAGUAUGUAACUUCUCAUUACAUUGAUUCCUUACUGAGUUUGAAGUGUUUGAAUUCUCUUAAGUUUUGCUGUUCACAAAUCUCGGAUGAUUUGCUUUACUCUAUUGCAAGACAAGGCCUUCCUUUAAAGACUUUUGUUCUUGAAAAUUGCACCGGCUAUAGUUUCCAUGGAAUUUAUGAUUUAUUAUCUAAGUGUCGCGGGAUAAGAUAUUUGGGUCUUCAAGGUGUUCAUUUUCUAAAUAAUCAUCAUGUCUUCCAAUUGUUUUUGCUUGUUCCAGAUUUAGUAUCUAUAAACCUUAGUAAAUGUUCCAAGCUCACAGAAUCAGCUUUGUUCGCCCUCAUUAAGAAUUGCCAUUCACUUGGUGAGAUCACAAUGGAAAGCAUUUAUAUGGAUGAAUCCCCCAUGAAAAACAUAUAUAUUGAGAGCAAGAGUGUAGAAAAUUAUGAUAUUUUGAAAAAUUUUGAUGUCAACCCUCAAUUAAAAUUUCUAUAUUUGUUUCAGUCUUCAUUUAUAAAUGACGGGACCAUCAUAUUGUUAGCUUCAUUCCCAAAUUUGCAGCAUCUGGAUUUGAGUUUUUGCCAUAGCCUAUCUGAAAAAGGUAUUUGUCAAGUUUUAAAUAGUUGUUGUAAGCUUAGACAUCUGAAGUUGAUUUACUGUAAAGUGAGAGGACUAAAAUUGAACUUUGUAGUUCACCAGUUAGAGGUGUUGGACUUAUCCUAUACAGGUGUUGAUGAUAAAACACUCUAUGAGAUCUCAAAGAGUUGUUGUGGGCUUUUGAAACUACUAUUGAUAUGUUGUGAAUAUGUCACGAAAAAGGGAGUGAAGCGUGUGGUUGAAAACUGCAAACAAUGUCUUGUGAUAAAGUGA
Vicia villosa (hairy vetch) is the source of this 1404-nucleotide messenger RNA. RefSeq lists its product as uncharacterized. NCBI's taxonomy places the organism in Eukaryota, Viridiplantae, Streptophyta, Magnoliopsida, Fabales, Fabaceae. The transcript has a single exon. Gene Ontology annotation, cellular component: SCF ubiquitin ligase complex. Bases 1 to 1404 code for a protein of 467 amino acids. The record is from RefSeq and is a predicted model, not a curated record. Gene Ontology annotation, biological process: SCF-dependent proteasomal ubiquitin-dependent protein catabolic process.